Molecule: messenger RNA, 2415 nt
Organism: Octopus sinensis (East Asian common octopus)
Lineage: Eukaryota; Metazoa; Mollusca; Cephalopoda; Octopoda; Octopodidae
Product: monocarboxylate transporter 1
Exons: 8
Coding region: 37-1461 (474 amino acids)
Biological process (GO): transmembrane transport
Molecular function (GO): monocarboxylic acid transmembrane transporter activity
Source: RefSeq, a predicted model, not a curated record
GAGCAACUCGACCCCAGGACUUAUUCUUUUGCAGUGAUGGGCGAUAACUUUGGAUAUAUUGAGGACCCUUCAGACACCAGCAUUGAAAAAGCUCCAAAGGAUGAAGAAAGCAAGACGGAAGAAAUCAGAAAGCGUUUUUCCAUCAUAGCCUAUAUCUCAUAUGAAGGAGAUGACUACAUCAAGGAUCAGCCUGCCAAACCAGUGGAUGCUUUCAGCUGGAUUGUCCUACUCACAGCAUUCAUAUCAGUGACAAUAUGUACCGGUGUUAUCGGGUCACUUUCGGUGUUCUACGUGGAGUUUCUGCAUGCUUUCAACAAUUCCAAAGCAGAAAUAGCUAUUGUACCGUCCCUUGCUAAUGGAAUGUACGAUAUUGGAGGUGUGUUGGCUGGAAUUAUGAUUGACAGAAUAGGCUGUCGUGCGUCAAUGGUGGUUGGUGGACUUAUGACGUCAGUGUCUAUUGCUGUCAGUUUUUUUGCUAAAAGCAUCUAUUUUCUAAUAUUUUCCCUUGGAAUCGUUUCUGCUCUAGGUUCAUCAAUCGUCAUGCUGAGUGGAAUGGUACUCGUUGGUCAGCGUUUUGGUUCAGAACAUCCAAUUGGAACUGUUAUUGUCAGUGGGUCACACCCGUCCGGUUUUGUCCUCUUCCCUAUUUUCAUGCCUUAUCUCAUUGAAUCAUUCGGUUGGCGUGGAUCACUGUUACUGUUAUCAGCAAUUAGUCUACACAUCAUUCCCUUCGCACUUGUUGCUACCUAUGGUUUACCAAAGACUAAACGUCCCCCUAAGGAAGAAGGGAAUGAAAAAGUUUCAUUGAAAAAAAAAUGCACUCAAUGCUGUCCGUUUGAUAUGCAACUGUUUAAAACCGGACGUUUUCAAUUGUUUGCUUUGACAUCAGCAGUGACUUGGAGUGCUAAUUAUCUCAUCCAUCUUUUAAUUGUUGAUUUUGGUGAAAAUCGAGGGUAUUCUUUAGUGGAAAGCUCAAGUCUUCUGACAACUUUAGGAGUUGCAGCAAUUAUAUCACGAUUUUUGGCUCUUUUAGUUAAAACAUUUCACAAAUUCUCAAAUGUUGUAAUGUUUAUAUUAUUCUGUGUGGCUGCUACAAUCCUACAUGGAUGUAUUCCCCUCAGCAACAGCUUUUAUAGUCUGAUGGCAAUGGUUGCAACAGUUGGCAUUAUAUUUGGUCUACGUUUCAGUUACUUCAUGUUGUCUUUGAUUGACUUAGUGCCAAUGGAAAAAUAUUCACAGGCCCUUGGGUACACUCUCAGUCUGUGGGGUAUUUCUGUAGCCCUUUUGGGACCAAUUGUUGGUGAAGUUAGUUCUUUGACCGGUAGCUAUGACUUCAGCUACUACUGUGGAGGUGUUGUUGGUGGUUUGGCCUUGAUACCAAUUUCAGUGUAUAUCUAUUUUAAUGGCUGGUCUCUGAAGUUGGACAAAGGCAACUCUUUGACAGAGGAAAGGGAUGUUUAAAGAACCCAGCAAUGUUGUUGCUACGCUUAAACCCAUUUACUCAAACUGCCUGGUAACAUCAUUCAUUAGAUAUAAACUGUGGGAGAUAGUUUUCAAAUCUGACAAUCAAAAUACAUGCAAAAUUCAAGUUGAAUAUCAGAUAACCCGUGUCUGUCGGUAGCCCAGUUCUCAAUAAUUAGCUCUAUAGAGCGACCUCUAUAUGCAUAUUUUGAUAACUUGGUGCCAGUUCUUACUCAAAUCCCAUCUUAUAUAAGGAAAGUACAAAUUAGAUAAUUUUGGUAGUUCUGAAAAGGUGGGAUCAUGGCUGGAAUACUUUUCAUUGUAAGUCUUUCCAAGCAAAGUUAACCUGGGGCUACACAACCAUGUCUCAAAGAAAUCUAAAGGUUUGUGCUGACAGGUGCUGCUCAUAUCCUUAGAAAAACCCUAUCAUUUUAAUCCUUUUGUUACCAACCCAGCUGAAGCCGGCUCUGGUUUUGUUUUCAAAUGCCUUGUUUUCGUAAGUUUUGGAUUAAAAUCUUCCACCAAACCUUAGUCACAAUUUAUGUUCCUAACACUAGCUUAAUGAUAACCAAGUUAUUUUACUAAAUUCUUUGUUAUAUUUAAAGUAAUUGAAAGAAACACAGAACAUCUCAAAAUAAAUUCAGUAAUGAAAGGGUUAAAUAUUUGUGUUGCUAUAUAUGGAGGUAUUUCACUACUGUUCCACCACUUCCCCUCCCCAAGCUUUCAUUUAUAUUUUAACAUCUCUGAACCUUCACUUGCCCCAGGGUGCAGGGAGUGCCUCAGUAAAUGAUUACAACAAAAAAGUAAAUAAAGGUGAUACUAAUAAUAGUACUAGUUACAAUUAGUAGGGAUUACACCAGCAGCCACACGGGAUUAACCAGCUCUCAAAGGAUUAGAAAUCUACUAUCUCUAUCACCAAUAUUUCUAAUAAUGGGGUUACACUAAUUCCCACAG